Molecule: messenger RNA, 1560 nt
Organism: Phoenix dactylifera (date palm)
Lineage: Eukaryota; Viridiplantae; Streptophyta; Magnoliopsida; Arecales; Arecaceae
Product: RING-H2 finger protein ATL60-like
Source: RefSeq, a predicted model, not a curated record
UUUGACGAGCACUACUCCUGUCACUCUCCAUGGCCUCACCUUCCUCCCCGGUGCUGCCCUCCCCGAUCCCUCCUAAUCCCUUAAAACCCUCCAUUAAGUCAGGCGUAUCGUCACCUCUCCUCUAUAUUAAAACUCCUCUCCAACCAAACCCUUCCGCCCUCUCACCUUUAUUACUUCUCUUGAUCUUGUUCCAAAGAAACAUCCAAUUCUUGUUACCGAUGUCGCAGCCGGGGCAGCCUUCGAUGGGCAGCGAUGGCGGCGGCCCCGUGACGAUAAGCAGCGAGAUCUUGGUAGCAGCGAUCAUCUUCCUCUUCAUGGUCGUCGUCUGCGUCAUCUUUCUCUAUCUCUACGCCAGGCACUACUGGGGCGCCAACCCCGCCCUCCGCCGCUCCCGCGCCCACUUCAUCUUCGCCCCCGCCGAUGCUGGCCCCUUGCCGCACCGCGGCCUCGAUCCCCAAGUGCUGAAAGCUCUCCCCGUCACCGUCUACCGGCCGGCGGACUUCAAGGAGGGCCUCGAGUGCGCCGUCUGCCUCUCCGAGCUCGCCGACGGAGAGGCGGCCCGGCUGCUGCCCAAAUGUAACCACGGGUUCCAUCUUAAGUGUAUCGAUAUGUGGUUCCAUUCUCACUCGACCUGCCCGCUCUGCCGGUGUCCCGUAGGCCCGGAGCCGGCGGGGCAUUCGGAUUCCGGUGCGGAGUUGGCCGGAAUUCCGUCUCUCAACACUGCUCCGGCCGAUGCCCAUUCGUCGGAAUCCCCGCAGUUCCCGACGAAUGUUUUGUUCUGGGGAACACAGGACAGGGUUAAUACUGGCGCCGCGGCGGCGGCGGCGGCCGCAGCUGGUUCGCAAGACGGGGCUUCGAGUUCUUCGAGGUCGAGGAAACCGGAGGGCAUGCUGGUGAUCGAGAUUCCAAGCCGGGUGGUGGAGGGGUUCCCUCCGCCUAUAUCGCCACUGCCGUCGAGUAGUUUCCCGGUGGAGGAGAUGAAAUCACCGGCGUCGGCAAGGUUGAGAUCACUGAGGAGGCUGCUGAGCCAGGGGAAGCGAGCGGUUGGUUCUUCUUGUAGCCCCAGGGAAGGUGACAUCGAGAAGGGAUUGGUAGGAUGUGGAGGAGCUUCAGGAGAGGGGCGUGCUCGGACUCCGAAAACUCCAAGGAAUUCAUGAAUUCAAGCUGUGUGACGGAGGAUUAGUGUGAAAGAAUUGAAUUCAAGCAGAUGGGUGAUAUCGUUCAGAAUGGAAUUUCAGUUGAAAUGUUCAGGUUGAGUCUAUAGGGAUGCUAGUUUCAGCUUCCAAGAUGUAUUUGGUCGCUUGCCAAUCAUCGGAAGGUGUUUAGUUCUCAGUUUCUUGACCCAUAUGAAAGCAAACCAGCUGCAGCUGGUUCAGAGAUGAACUUGUACAGAUAGAUUCUUUGUUUGUUCUAUUGAGGAAAUGGGAAAUCUUUCAUGUUCUUUAAAGUAGGUCCUUUGUUGAAAAUGUUCCGAACUUGAUCCUGGUCUGUUGAUUCGUUAAAAAAAAAAAUUGUUGCAUAGGUCUGUUUUCAGAGGAUGGAGAAUGGAUGUCCUUUGUA